Solanum dulcamara is the source of this 845-nucleotide messenger RNA. RefSeq names its product probable glutathione S-transferase. Gene Ontology annotation, cellular component: cytoplasm. NCBI's taxonomy places the organism in Eukaryota, Viridiplantae, Streptophyta, Magnoliopsida, Solanales, Solanaceae. The transcript is spliced from 2 exons. Gene Ontology annotation, biological process: glutathione metabolic process. The record is from RefSeq and is a predicted model, not a curated record. Gene Ontology annotation, molecular function: glutathione transferase activity. The coding region runs from base 47 to 703 and encodes 218 amino acids.
GACUAAACCAAAACAUUAUUAAAAAUAUAUAUUCUUCAACACAAAAAUGGAAGAAGUGAAAUUGCUUGGUGUUAGUGGUAGUUCCUAUAGUCGUAGAGUUGAAUGGGCCUUGAAAGUUAAAGGAGUUAAAUAUGAAUUUAUAGAAGAAGAUUUACAAAACAAGAGCCUUCUUCUUCUUGAAUCCAAUCCUGUUCUUAAUAAAAUUCCAGUGCUAAUUCACAAUGGAAAGCCCAUUUGUGAAUCUAUGGUAAUUCUUGAAUAUAUUGAUGAGGCAUUUGAAGGUCCGUCUAUCUUGCCUAAAGACUCUUAUGAACGAGCUAUUGCACGUUUCUGGGCUAAAUUCCUUGAUGGAAAGUGCUUGGAAGUAGUGGGGAAAGCUCUGUGGAGCAAAGGAGAUGAACAAGAGAAGAGCAAACAAGAAGAAGCUUAUGAGAUGCUGAAAAUUGUUGACAAUGAACUCAAGGACAAAAAGUUUUUUGGGGGAAAUAAAAUUGGAUUUGUUGAUGUUGCUGCAAAUUACAUCCCAUUUUGGGUGGAAAUUGUGGAAGAAGCUACUGGAGUUGUGUUGAUUACAAGUGAAAAGUUUCCUAAUUUGUGUGCUUGGAUAGAUGAGUACCUCAAUUGUAGUGAAGUUAAAGAAAAUCUUCCUGAUAGAGAUACGAUGCUUAGUUUUUUUAAAGAUAAAGCACUAGCUGCUAAAUGAACAUCUAUUGAAUUGAUUGUGUAAAAGUCUAAGAUAUCUUGUGUGUGGAAGGGAUCUAGGUAGCUUAGUUUUCUCAAUUUAGGUGAUUUUUGUUUUAUGUGUUGAGGCAAGGGGUGAUGAAAAUAUAAUAAGAAUGAAGACA